This is a messenger RNA of Letharia lupina, 342 nucleotides long. RefSeq lists its product as uncharacterized. The record is from RefSeq and is a predicted model, not a curated record. The transcript has 5 exons. Gene Ontology annotation, cellular component: mitochondrial intermembrane space. Bases 1 to 342 code for a protein of 113 amino acids. Gene Ontology annotation, molecular function: heme binding; electron transfer activity. NCBI's taxonomy places the organism in Eukaryota, Fungi, Ascomycota, Lecanoromycetes, Lecanorales, Parmeliaceae. Gene Ontology annotation, biological process: mitochondrial electron transport, ubiquinol to cytochrome c; mitochondrial electron transport, cytochrome c to oxygen.
AUGGCAAAAGGCCCUCAAGGCUUCUCGGACGGUGACGACAAGAAAGGCGCCAAUCUCUUCAAGACACGAUGCGCCCAAUGUCACAACCUGAAGGAGGAGGAGGGCAACAAAAUCGGACCCAACCUCCACGGCUUGUUCGGACGCAAGACUGGUCAGGUGGAGGGCUUCUCGUAUACGGAUGCGAAUAAGCACAAGGCAAUUGAGUGGAAGGAAGACACUCUGUUCGAGUACCUAGAGAACCCUAAGAAAUACAUCCCAGGUACCAAGAUGGCUUUCGGUGGUCUCAAGAAGGCCAAGGACAGGAAUGACCUGAUCACCCAUCUUCGCAACGCCACCAAGUAG